Molecule: messenger RNA, 718 nt
Organism: Racocetra persica
Lineage: Eukaryota; Fungi; Glomeromycota; Glomeromycetes; Diversisporales; Gigasporaceae
Source: the annotation of a GenBank genome assembly
CUCCUUAACAGCUGGUGCUUCUAGUCAUAAGAAAAUAUCAAAAUCAUCGAAUCGUAUGCUGAGGGCUUACUAUUCAGAUAAUAAAAUUCUUUUUGGCGUUUGUGCAUUCAAUGAAUUGUUUUUUGUUGCAUUAUACCUUUUAUCAUUUGAAGAGGAUCCUACUUUCCCAGAAUGGAGCGUCUUUCCUCUUUAUGUUCUUGCAAUAAGCUCAUUUCCUAUUUGUGCCAUCAAACAGAUAAAUGACUCGGUAUCUGAAAUACCUGAAAUACCUGAAGUUUCUUUCGAAGUAAUUCAUGGGCCGGUUGUUAUGCCAGAAUUAAAAAACGACACCAUAAAAGCUGAGCUCGGACGUGGAACUUGGAAGUUUCUUCAUACUAUGAUGGCACGAUUCCCGGAGAAUCCGACCACAAGCGAAAAAGAAGCGUUGCGCAAUUUCAUUUAUUUGUUCAGUAGGCUAUAUCCUUGCGGUGAAUGUGCAACGGAAUUUCAAACACUUUUGGAAAAAUAUCCACCUCAAGUUUCCUCUAGAGAAGCCGCAUCUCAAUGGGCUUGCGCUAUUCAUAAUAUUGUCAAUGUACGUUUAGAGAAAGAAAUAUUCGAUUGUAGCCUAAUCGCUGAUAAAUAUAAGUGCGGGUGCGAUGAUGAAAACAAUAAUGAAAUAGAUGAUUUUACUAUUGAUUCUACUGUGAAUCCUACUACUAUUCCUACAGACGUUUAA